Xyrauchen texanus (razorback sucker) is the source of this 8681-nucleotide messenger RNA. RefSeq names its product centromere protein E (gene cenpe). Gene Ontology annotation, biological process: microtubule-based movement; mitotic cell cycle. Gene Ontology annotation, molecular function: ATP binding; plus-end-directed microtubule motor activity; microtubule binding. The record is from RefSeq and is a predicted model, not a curated record. Lineage: Eukaryota; Metazoa; Chordata; Actinopteri; Cypriniformes; Catostomidae. Gene Ontology annotation, cellular component: microtubule.
UCGGCUUCAGUCAAUCCGUCAGUGAGUUUGAAGAGGUAAUUUAAUCGCUAUAUGGAGCAAAAAUGACGGAAGAAUCCGCUGUUAAAGUGUGUGUUAGGGUCAGACCCCUUAUAAAGAGGGAGGAUUCGGAGACUUCAGAACACGUGCAGUUGUUCUGGAGAGCAGAUAAACAAGCCAUACAUCAGAUCGAUGAUGAUGGAAAUCAAACAAAGAGCUUCAGCUUCGACCGUGUUUUCAGUGCUGAGGAGACCACCGGUCAACUCUAUCAGGACAUCGCCAAACCUCUGGUUGUGUCAGCAGUUGAAGGUUAUAACGGGACGAUAUUUGCUUAUGGACAAACGUCAUCCGGGAAGACCUUCACCAUGAUGGGUAGUGAACAUAAUCCUGGUGUGAUUCCGCUCGCCAUGGCUGAUGUCUUUAAAACUAUUAAAAAUUGUCCAAAGAAGGAGUUUCUCCUACGUGUGAGCUACAUGGAAAUAUACAACGAAACCGUCACAGAUUUACUCUGCGACAGCUGGAAGAGAAAACCUCUGGAGAUUCGUGAAGGAAACUAUAAAAACGUAUAUGUAGCUGAUCUGACAGAAGAAAUGGUGACGUCUCCGGAGCAGGUCCUGUCCUGGAUCACCAAAGGAGAAAAAAACAGGCAUUAUGGGAAGACUAAAAUGAACCAGCGCAGCAGUCGCUCUCACACAAUUUUCCGCAUGAUCUUGGAGAGCCGGGAGAGAAGUGACCCAGCAUCUGGAGAAAAUGCUGAAGGAGCCAUCAUAGUGUCACACUUGAACUUGGUUGAUCUUGCCGGUGCUGAACGGGCGAGUCAGACAGGAGCUGAGGGAGCCCGGUUUAAAGAAGGCUGUAAUAUAAACCGCAGUUUGUUCACGCUGGGUCAAGUCAUCAAGAAGUUAUCUGAUGAGAGUCAGAAGGGCUUCUUGAAUUACAGAGACAGCAAACUCACCCGAAUUCUUCAGAACUCUUUGGGUGGCAAUGCAAAAACUGUCAUUAUCUGCACAAUCACCCCAGCCACCGUCGACGAGACUGUGAGCACUUUACAGUUUGCUAGUGCUGCAAAACGCAUGAAGAAUGACCCUCACGUUACGGAGGUCUCUGAUGAAGGAGCUCUCUUGAGAAGAUACCGCAAUGAGAUUGUUGAUCUUAAACGACGGCUUCAAGAGGUUUCCUCUGUCACACAAACAACUGCGACUGAGAGACAGUCACUGUGCCAACUUCUGCAGGAGAAAGAUCAGCUCCAGAGAGAGCAGGAGGACAGAAUCAAGAACUUGACCAAACUACUAGUUACUGCAUCAAAUGUUGCAAUAAUCCCUAAGCUUCCCAAGAGGAGAGUGACGUGGGGUGGGAAGCUGCUGAGGUCUGCUCGUCUUCUAAAUGAAGCUCAUUGGUCAGGUGACAUGAGUUUUGCAGAGCCAUAUAUAAAGAAGAGACGUGCAGACUUCACUCUACAGGACGGAGACGAAAUGGAUGAAUUUGACAGCCGAUUUGAUUUCACGGCACUGGAUGAACAAAGCGUGGACAUGGAGAUGAGCAGCAUCACUGUCCGCACCUCCUCAGAAGGGAGUCAAUUUAUCGACUCGCCUCGAGCGAGCGAGCUGAUGUUGAAGGUGGCGUCUCUAGAGAGUCAGUUGGAGGCAGAGACUCAGAGCAGACAGAGAGCUGAGGAGAGGAGCUCAGAACUCCAGAAGAAUGUUUCUGAGCUGGAGAAGAAACUGGAAGCUCAAGUCCAACCAUCCGAUGAAGAAAUGAAGUCGUCCUAUGAGCUUCAGAUCUCUGAGCUGGAGAAGAAGCUGGAGAUGAUGGAAGCUCAAGUCCAACCUUCAGGUGAGGAGAUGAAGUCAUCCUAUGAGCUUCAGAUCUCUGAGCUGGAGAAGAAGCUGGAGAUGAUGGAAGCUCAAGUCAAACCUUCAGGCGAGGAGAUGAAUGGUUGCUAUGAGCUGGAGAAACAGAUGGUGGCGCUGCAGCAUCAGCUACAGACAGAGGCUGAACAGAGACAGAUGGCAGAGGAGAAGAUCUCAUCACUGGAACUGCAUGUGGCAGAGCUGGAGAAACCAUCUGAAGCCCUUGCACGCUCGCAGCACACCUGUGAACAGCUGAGGAGAGAUCUGGAAGAGGCCAUUCAGAUCUGUGAGACCGUCGGCUUUGAGAAGGAUGCCAUUAUUGCCGAGCGAGACCUGAUCAAACACACUCUUGAGCAUUUAUCAAAAGACCUGGAGACUCUGAAGGAAGAGAACAACUCACUUCAGAAGGAUAAAGACACACUUCAGAAAGACAUCGAGGAGAGGAAAGAUGCUGAUGAGUUUGAGAAACUAGAGCAGGAGAGCAAAAGAGAAUACGAGAGAGAAUUAGAAGCUGAAAUCUCCAGACUGCAGGAAGCUACAAAACAAUCGGAGGACACGAUUCAGAAGUUGGAGGCUGAUUUGGUGAAGAUGUCAUCAGAGCUCAAGAAGAAGACUCAGCUCACCACUGAACUGCAGAGUUUUAGUGGCAAGGAUCUUGUCCAGGAAGUGACACAGCUACGGCGUUCUUUAGAUGAUGCAGAGUGCCUCAGUUUGGAGACGAAGAAAGAAUGGGCCUUCCUGCAUAGUGAGAACAUUUCCCUUAAAGAGAGAGACGUAACACUGACUGCAGACCAUGAGAAGAUGGGAAGCGAGGUGAAGACACUUCAAGACAAGCUUGAGCAGGAGAAGUCUCGCUUCAAGAAAAUGCAAACGGAUCUACAGAAAGAACUAAUGGGUGCCUUUGAUGAAAACACCAAGUUAACUUCUCUCCUGGAUGGAAAGGUCCCAAAAGUAGAUUUGACUGAUAAUUUUGUGUUGGAGAAAAGCGUUUCUGAAUUGGGUAAGGAGCUCGAUCAGAGCCGUCAGCGAGAGCGAUCUCUACAGAGUGAGGUGGAGGCACUUCCUGCUAAAGUGGAUGAACUAUUGCAACAGGUGUGUGGUCUGACAGAAGAGCUGUGUUCUGUUAGAGACGAGAGAGAUCGUUUGAUAUCCGCUCAGUCCAGUUUAACCGAGGAUCAUCAGAGACUGAAAGACGAGACGUCUAAAGCUGAAGAUCAGCUGCUGAAGAUGGAGAAUGAUCUGAUCGAUGCUCAACUGAAGGAAACUGAACUGACAGAGCAGCUCCAGAAGAUCCAGACUGAUCUACAACACCUCACACAGGAGAACGGCAUACUGAUGAGAUCUUUAGAGGACGCCACACAGAAGUCGGUACAGUUGAGUGAAGAGCUCGAGAGUGUCCGUGGAGAGAGAGACGUGCUGCUGUCUGAGAAGACGGAGGACCUUCAGAAAGACCCAGAUGAGCUGCAGAAUCUACAUCACACCAUCAGCUCAAUAACUGAAGAGAGAGACCAACUCCAGGAGAUACUACAGGCCAUCAGAGAGGAGAGAGACCAGCUCAAGACAGACAUGGAGGAAAACGUUGAGAUGAUGAUUGAGAGUCAAUCAGAACUGAGAGAUGCUCAGGAGAAGGUGAAGGACCUUCAGAGUAAAAUACACAAUCUGGAAUCCCAGAGAGCUAAAAUGGACGGCCAGCAUGAUGAUGACCAGAGAAGCGAUAAAGAUGGACAGCUGGAGAAGCUACAAGAUCAGAUAAAACAGUUGGAGGAGCAGCUUGGUGCUGCUGCUGUUGAGAAGGACCAUCUGCUGUCAGAGAGAUCUGAGCAUCUUGAAGCUCUAGAGAGGAUCCAGAUGAGCAUCAUGUCAUUAACAGAGGAGAGAGAUCAGCUUCAUGAGAGACUACAGCAGCUUGAAACACAUCUGGAUGAGAAGAGUGAGAUGAUGCUGCCGGCUGAGUCCGAGUUGAAAGAACAGCAGCAGCAGCAUUUGAUCUCACAACGACAUGAUUCAACAGAGCAGAAUGACGCUCCAUUUCAACAGAUCCAGACACUGAAGGAAGAGCUUGAGACUUUGACAGAGGAGAAAAAUCAUCUCUCAUUAAACCUUCAAGAAACAUCUCAACAGGUGUGUGGUCUGACAGAAGAGCUGUGUUCUGUUAGAGACGAGAGAGAUCGUUUGAUAUCCGCUCAGUCCAGUUUAACCGAGGAUCAUCAGAGACUGAAAGACGAGACGUCUAAAGCCGAAGAUCAGCUGCUGAAGAUGGAGAAUGAUCUGAUUGAUGCUCAACUGAAGGAAACUGAACUGACAGAGCAGCUCCAGAAGAUCCAGACUGAUCUACAACACCUCACACAGGAGAACGGCACACUGAUGAGAUCUUUAGAGGACGCCACACAGAAGUCGGUACAGUUGAGUGAAGAGCUCGAGAGUGUCUGUGGAGAGAGAGACGUGCUGCUGUCUGAGAAGACGGAGGACCUUCAGAAAGACCCAGAUGAGCUGCAGAAUCUACAUCACACCAUCAGCUCAAUAACUGAAGAGAGAGACCAACUCCAGGAGAUACUACAGGCCAUCAGAGAGGAGAGAGACCAGCUCAAGACAGACCUUGAAGAGAGCAAUGGGAUGCUAAUGCAGGUACAGCAUGAACACAUCAGUCCACAGCUGCAGACUGACAGAACACAAGAUGAUGAGCUGCUGCUGCAGAUAAAGCAGCUUAAAGAUGAGCUGAAUGGAGUUAAUGAAGAGAAGCUGCAGUUAAAAUCAGACCUACAGGAGAACAUUGAAAUGAUGAUUGAACUUCAAGAGGAGUUGAGAGGCGCUCUUGAGAAGGUGAAAGAUCUGCAGAACACAAUACUGGAGCUGGAGUCCAAACACCAGAACUCUGAAAAGACAUCCCUACACCAGAUCCAAGAUCUUCAGGAUCAGAUGAAGCUAUUGCAAGAGGAGCUGGCGAGUGUUUGUAGCGAGCGACAGCGUCUUCUGUCUGAGAGGAACAUGAGUUCCCUCGAUGAGACCGCAACGAAGAUGAAGGCCGACAUCACUUCUCUAACAGAGGACAGAGACCAGCUCCAGGAGAUUCUGCAAGGUAUCAGAGAGGAGCGAGAGCAGCUGAGGAGACACCUGGAGGAGAAAGAGGAGAUGAUGGAGCAGAUCAGAGAAAAGCUUCAGUCCGCUUGUGCUGAGAGAGACCAUCUAUCAUCUGAGAGGAGCAGAGAGAUGGAGGAAAUGAACUCCAGAAUGAGCUUAGUGACUGAGGAGAGAGAUCAGCUCCUGGAGACUCUACAAGGACUUGAAGAAGAGCGGGAGAAGCUUAUGACAGAUCAGCAGCUGCAGGAUGAGACGUUGUCCCAGUUGAGGGAACAGCUGCAGUCUGUCUGUGCUGAAAGAGAUCAUCUGCUGUGUGAGAAGAGCAUGAGUGAUCUGGAGGACAUGCAGACAAGCCUUGCCAACAUCAGUGAGGAGAGACAGCAGCUCCUGGAGAUACUGCAGACUAACAGACAGGAGAAGAACCUGCUGAGGAAAGACCUGGAUGAGAAAGAGGAGCUGAUGCUGCAGCUGAGAGAAGAGCUUCAGUUGUCUUGUUCAGAGAAAGAGCAACUGCUUACUGAGAGGAGCAGAGAACUUCAGGAGAAAUCAGCAGAGAUGGAGAUGGCUGCAGCUAACAUCACCGCUCUGACUGAGGAGAGAGACCAGCUGCUGGAGAAACUGCAGGCGUUAAGAGAAGAGACCGAUCAGCUGAAGAGAGAUCAGCAUGAAAAGGACCAGAUGAUGGUGCAGUUGAGACAGGAUCUCCAGGCCGCAUGUGCCGAGAGAGACCGUCGUUUGGCUGAGAAAGAGACCGACUCGGCAUGUAACCUAUCAAACGCUUCAUCCAGUAUGACCUCAUUAAGUGAUGGAGGAGACCUCCAGGAAAUACUACAGGGUUUAAGAGAGCUUAUUCAGGUUCAAGGAGAACUCAAACAGAAGCGUCUCGUGUCUGAUCCGUUGAGUCCUACAGAGAAGCAGAAGGCUCAGCUUCAACAGAUUCAAGCGCUCGGUGUGGAGAUGGAGUCUAUGAGGAAUGAGAGGGUGUUACUCCGGAAAGAUCUUCAAGAGGCCGCUGACACGUCUAAAACCUAUCAGGAGUUACUUCAUGUCACAAAAGAAGAACUAAAGCAACAGCAGAAAGUCAACGCUGAUCUAAUGACCCAGAGUGCUGCAAAAGAGUCUCAACUUCAACAACAGGUGAUAAAAUUCAGGGAGAUCUUUUGGCUUUGGGAACUGUACAGAGACCAACACAACUCUGAGAUCCAGAACCUCCAAUCAAACCUCACCUCACUUACUAAAGACAAGGAUGAACUCCAGGACAUGCUGGAGAGAGCCAGAGAGGAGGGCGAUUUGCUGAGACAUGAUCUGCAAAAGAGUGAGGAGACGAGGAACCAGCUGAUUGUGGAGCUCGAGUCUCUUGGUGGUUUGAAGGAGCAGCUGGAGAAUGAGAAGACUCGCACUGAGCAGAUCAUGGACACUUUAAGAGUCAUCACAGAAGAGAGAGAUAGACUCAAACAAGAACUCGAGGGGAAGAUGGAGGUGAUCGCACACUGUGAAUCAAAAGCAGGAGAGCUGGAGAAGCAAAAGAUCCUUCUGGAGUCUGAAGUGCAUUCACUCAGUCAGUCUCUCACAGAGAUCAACUGUAGCAUAUCUUCUGGAAUGGAUCAGACCAACAUUCAGACCAAGCAGAGAUCUAAAGAUAUAAUCGCUGAGAUUGACCGCUCAAAUGAGAAGCUGCAGGCGGCUUUCACGAAGCUCCAGUUGAUCAUUAACCAUCCAAACGAGCAUUUAGAUGAUGUGACCCGUGAUGAAUGGACCGCCAUCUAUCAUCUGCUGCCAUUUGUACCAAAGUCUGAGAGGAAAGUUCACGCCAACUUCACCAUGAAAACAACCGAACUGAACGAUAACCUUCACUUGACUGCGGAGGCUUACAAGAAAUUUGCGGAGCGCUACAAGAGUCACUUUGAGACGCAGGUGCAGCGUGAUGUGGCAUCAUUCGAGGAGAGCCGACUGCAGGAUCUGCUCAUCCUCAUGACUCAAAAUCCAUCACAAUCUCUGCGAUCACUCCAAGAGGACUUCCAGCAGCUCUGGGAUCAGAGACUCUCACAUCUGCUGGACAGACGUCAACAUUAUCUGCAGAAAAUGGCAAGUGUCGUGACCGUUCUCGAGGACGGUUUGUCCAAACACGCACUGACCGUGUCAGAGGAGCGUCGGAAGAGAACUGGAGCGAUACAGGAGUUCAGUGCAAUGCUCAGAUCUCCAGACACUGCUGCCGUCCUACAGCUGCUGGAGCAACACGCCGUUCAACGCAUGAAAGUGACCGAGUGUCUGAACGCACAUGUCGCAACGUUGAAUGAGUGUCACUUUGACAUGUCUCUCCUCAAAUCGGCCUCUGUGGAGUCUGAACAGCGUCUGACGGAGCAGAGGAGAGAGACUUUAGCGCUGUUACAGACUCAAAAUGGCAUCCUGCCCAAAACGGAAGCUGAGCUCCUCCGGGAUAAUAAAAACCUGUCACUGCAGCUGCAGCAGACACGCAAACAGAUGCAGGUGAUUCAGGAGCAGAUGAAUGAUGUGAAGUCCCAGUCUGAUGCUUCAAACCAGAAACAUCUGCUACAGCUCCAGGAACUGGAUGUCCAGCUGAAGGAGAACAAAGCCCUCAUCCAGACCUUGGAGACCAAACUUAAAGAGUCGGAGGCGCAGGCUAAGAGGAACAUGACACCUGGCGCUGCUGAACUGGAGGCCAUAAAGGACAAACUGGUGAAAAUGGAGCUGGAUCACAUUGCAGUCACCACAAGCCAUGAGAAUGACAUUGCACAGAUGAGCUCCGUGUUGGAGCACAGAGCAGAGGUCAUUCGGAAGCUUAAAGAGACCCUCAGGAAAAUGCAACAGGACGACGAGCAGUCUUUCCUGGACAGCGAUGAGGCCAAUCUUAAUGUAGGCUCAAACACGCGAGCCGUCACUUCCCUCAAAGAGAAGAAGAUCGAGGAGCUGCAGAAGAAGAAUGCUCAGUUUGAGAGUCUGGUGAGCAAGCAGCAAGAGGAGAUCAGUAAAUGGAAGCGCAGAGCGUAUAAAAUGAAGGAGAGCAAUAAGGACGGUCUGUGCACCCCAACCAAACGACAGCCGCCUCUGACCAAAACUGAAGUGAACUCUCCAAAGAAGAUGUUCCUGGACUCUCCUAAGAGCAAGUUCUUUGACAUGCGCUCUUCCGUUCCCAUCAGCCUCAACUGCCCCACACAGUUCUUUGAUAACUCCAAUCUCGGGACUGUGCCAGAGGUGUCAUGUUUGCCGGCUGAGGCUGUCGUGGAGUUUUCCGACAGUGAUGAAGAGGAUUCCAGCUCGAGUGCUGCUGUUGUUUCUCAUAAAGCCGAUAAUAAAGCAGACGACUGGUGGCAGAUUCCUAACGCUUCAUCUACUGAACCCACUGCUAGUGUAAACGCUAAUGGAUGCCCAACACAGUGAACGACCCCUUUACACUUAAAAAUCAAACAUGACAUGGUCUGUUCCUCUGAAUGAAUUUUUGGCACAGUGUUGUCUUUGGAGUGCAGUAGUUCCAGCUCGCAGCACUAAAUGUGUCCUGAUGUUAAAGCAAUCUCUAACAAUAACCUGGAGGUCAAAGCUGUAUUGAUCCUCUGAACACAUCCUCCGUCUGUUAUGCUGUUAGGAAAAGAGAAAUGAACUAUUUUAUGAUGAAUACUGAACUCCUCUUGAACACUUCAGCUCGUGUGCAAUAACAACUACAUUCUAUAUAUGUGUUCUGUUGCCUUUUCUCUAUCUCUGCUGUAUGUUGUAUCUGUCACGCCUGUUUUAUGUAAAUAA